AUGCCCCGCGUGCCGCCGCGUCUGCGCGCUGGGGGACAAGCGGGGCGGCUGGGGCCUGUGCGCGUUGGGCACCGCUUGCUGCUGAACGGGAGCUGAGACCCCGGGGAGGACGGGAAGAUGAGCAGCUCCGAGGAAGUGUCCUGGAUUUCCUGGUUCUGUGGCCUGCGUGGAAAUGAAUUCUUCUGUGAGGUGGACGAGGAUUACAUCCAGGACAAGUUUAACCUGACGGGGCUGAAUGAGCAGGUCCCCCAUUAUCGCCAGGCGCUCGACAUGAUCCUCGACUUGGAGCCAGACGAGGAGCUGGAGGACAACCCCAACCAGAGCGACCUGAUUGAACAGGCAGCAGAGAUGCUGUAUGGGCUGAUCCACGCCCGGUACAUCCUCACCAACCGCGGCAUCGCCCAGAUGCUUGAGAAGUACCAGCAGGGAGACUUUGGCUACUGUCCUCGUGUCUAUUGUGAAAACCAGCCCAUGCUGCCCAUUGGCCUAUCUGACAUCCCCGGCGAGGCCAUGGUGAAACUCUACUGCCCCAAGUGCAUGGACGUCUACACCCCCAAGUCCUCCCGCCACCACCACACGGACGGCGCCUACUUCGGGACCGGCUUCCCCCACAUGCUCUUCAUGGUGCACCCCGAGUACAGGCCCAAGCGGCCAGCCAAUCAGUUCGUCCCCAGGCUCUACGGCUUUAAGAUCCACCCCAUGGCGUAUCAGCUGCAACUGCAAGCCGCCAGCAACUUCAAGAGCCCUGUCAAAACCAUCCGCUGAUCCUCCGCCUGGAUGCCUGGGUCCCCCUCUCCUAAGCCAGCCCCUUUCCCUCCAUUUCCCCCUGGGACAGGGCCACUUCGGUUUGAUUUUUUUUGGGGUCCCCUUGGACUGGUCUGAGUCCCCGCCUCCCUGCUUUCCUCUUAUCGAGUCUGAUUUUAGUUGCCUUUAAAUUAAUAUUUCGUUCUCAGAAAAACACACAUAAAACUCAGAAAAAGUUCAGAA
This is a messenger RNA of Malaclemys terrapin pileata, 987 nucleotides long. RefSeq names its product casein kinase 2 beta (gene CSNK2B). NCBI's taxonomy places the organism in Eukaryota, Metazoa, Chordata, Testudines, Emydidae. Gene Ontology annotation, cellular component: protein kinase CK2 complex; cytoplasm. Gene Ontology annotation, molecular function: protein kinase regulator activity. The transcript is spliced from 7 exons. The coding region runs from base 118 to 765 and encodes 215 amino acids. The record is from RefSeq and is a predicted model, not a curated record.